UCGGCCACUGCCACUCUCAGAGCUGCUCCGGUCCUCCCUCGCUCCCUCAGAAUCGCAUCACUUCCUCCGUCCAGCCACCGCCGUCCCCAUUACGGUCGUCUCCGCCACUGCUCGAAGCCGCCGUCCGCACUGCAACUUGUGUCGCAUCGUUCCUCCGUCGCGAAUCCGCUGUUCUGCCUCGCCGGCUCUGUUCCACCGCGCUCCAGCCCUUCUCUGCUCCAGUUCCGCCACGCUCCACCUCCUCUGCUCCAGUACCGCGCACACCACCCUCCUCUGCUCCAGUUCCGCUGCGCUCCACCCUCCUCUGCUCCAGUACCGUGGCACACCACCCUCCUCGGCUCCAGUUCCGCGGCGGUCCAGGCCAUCUCUUCUCCAGUUCUGCCGCGUCCAGCCUUCCCUGGUACUCCCUCACCUCUGUGCUCUAGAAGAUACCUCUUUUCAAGUAAAGACUCUUGACACUUGUGAAGCAUUGAAGCAUGUAGUAAUCUCCUGUUAAGAAGAAAGAAGAUGUCUCUGUCCGCUAUGAGUUGUUCAAUUCUCCCAACUACUGUAUUCUCCAUUCCCUUCCCUUCUUCCAAAGCCACCAUUUCAAUCAACUCUACCACUACCACCUUAGUCUCCAAGUCAGCAGCAGCAACAUCCAAACACAUAUGGACAAGAACAGUCCAACGCCAUCCACGUGGCAGAACCCGGUACAAAGACCAAACGUUCUUGGACCACAUUGUGGACAUGGAUGAGCUGAUAUCUUCGAUCAGACAGACCCAAAAUGCGGAGGAGCUUUACGCUCUCAUGUCUCCUUACAAUGGCAGGCAGCUCUCUAUGCGUUUCAUGGUUUCUCUCCUUUCUCGGGAGCCAGACUGGCAACGCUCCCUUGCCUUGCUUGAUUGGAUCAAUGACAUGGCUCUCUAUUCUCCUUCAGUCUUCGCCUACAAUGUCGUUAUCCGCAAUGUUCUACGUGCCAAGCAGUGGCAAGUUGCACACGGCCUGUUCGACGAAAUGCGCCAGAGAGGCCUUGCCCCAGACAGGUACACCUAUUCAACUCUGAUUACUCAGUUUGGUAAGAAUGGCAUGUUUGAUUCGGCCUUGUUCUGGCUCCAGCAAAUGGAGCAGGACAAUGUGUCUGGUGACCUUGUCUUGUAUAGCAACUUGAUUGAGCUUUCUCGGAAAUUGCGUGAUUACACCAAGGCGAUUUCGAUAUUCAUGAGGUUGAAGAACGCUAACAUUACGCCUGACCUGGUUGCUUAUAACACCAUGAUUAAUGUGUUUGGAAAGGCUAAGUUGUUCCGUGAGGCUCGCCUCCUCCUUCAGGAGAUGAAGGGUAAUGAUGUCCGCCCGGAUACUGUGAGUUACUCGACAUUGCUCGUGAUGUAUGUUGAGAACCAGAAGUUUGUUGAGGCACUCUCGGUGUUCUCGGAGAUGAAUGAAGAGAAGUGCCCGCUUGAUCUGACGACAUGCAAUAUUAUGAUUGAUGUUUAUGGCCAGCUUGACAUGGCCAAGGAAGCUGAUCGCCUGUUCUGGAGCAUGAGGAAGAUGGCAAUCGAACCCAAUGUGGUCAGUUACAAUACACUCUUGAGGGUCUAUGGAGAAGCUGAGCUGUUUGGGGAAGCCAUCCAUCUAUUUCGUUUGAUGCAGAGGAAGGGUGUGGAACAGAAUGUUGUCACAUACAACACCAUGAUUAAGAUCUAUGGCAAGUCUCUCGAGCAUGAGAAAGCAACGAAUCUCAUUCAAGAGAUGCAGAGCAGAGGUAUUGAGCCAAAUGCCAUCACUUAUUCCACGAUAAUAUCUAUCUGGGGAAAGGCAGGGAAGUUGGAUAGGGCAGCCAUGUUAUUUCAGAAGUUAAGGAGCUCAGGAGUUGAAAUUGAUCAAGUUCUUUACCAAACAAUGAUUGUUGCUUACGAGAAAGCAGGUUUAGUUGCUCAUGCCAAGCGUCUACUUCAAGAGCUUAGGCAUCCAGAGAACAUUCCUAGGGAGACUGCAAUCGCAAUCCUUGCGAGGGCUGGUAGAAUUGAAGAGGCUACAUGGGUUUUCCGGCAGGCUUUUGAUGCUGGAGAGGUGAAGGAUAUAUCUUUGUUUGGGUGUAUGAUUGAUCUUUUCUCAAGGAACAAAAGGCAUGCAAAUGUUGUUGAAGUGUUUGAGAAGAUGAGAGAGGUGGGAUACUUUCCUGAUUCUAAUGUUAUUGCUCUUGUGCUGAAUGCUUUUGGGAAGCUACGUGAAUUUGAGAAAGCAGAUGCUUUAUAUAGAGAGAUGCAUGAAGAAGGGUGUGUUUUUCCUGAUGAAGUUCAUUUCCAGAUGCUCAGUCUAUAUGGAGCAAGAAAGGAUUUCACAACAGUAGAGUCAUUGUUUGAGAAGUUGGAUUCCAAUCCCAACAUCAACAAAAAGGAGUUGCAUCUUGUUGUUUCCAGCAUUUAUGAAAGAGCAGAUAGACUUAAUGAUGCUUCUCGAAUCAUGAACAGGUUGAAUAAAAAAAUCGUAAGAAAUCAUGACAAUACUUAGAGAAGUUUGCAUCUGCUUUCCCUAAUCCCUAUGUAACUUGUAUAGUGAUGAACAUUCUUUUGCCCUUGACCAUGCAUAAAAACUGUAAUCGGAAAAUCUCUCUAUAAUGAGGUGUAUCAUGUAGAUAUGAUAUAUUAUUAUGUUCUGGUGCAAUAAUUUUUUUAUAUAUGCAUAUAAAUGGAGCAGUGCUUCUUCAUUGCAGAUUGUUGAGCCAGUUUCAAGUCAAUUUUUGAGCUUUUCUGGUAGUUUGAUUGUUUUCCUGGUAUAACUGAAAAUAUUUUGUGUGCUCCACCUGUAGCAACUGUCAAUCAAUUUUAAUUAAUUUGGUGCUGAUCUAGUAGUUUAGGUGUGGUUUAAUUGGAAAUCCUAAGCUCCAGAUUGAAGUUAUGGGUGAAAGAAAUAUGGAAAGUGACAUGGAGAAUUAUUUUCAACUCAUGGUAAAAUUUAUUCUUUCGUUAUCUUUGUUCGGAUAUAGUUGAACAUAUUCUCCUCCUUUUCUCUCCCAUUUGACCUCACUUUGCUGCAACAUAUAUUUGUU
Messenger RNA from Arachis duranensis, 3031 nucleotides. Its product is annotated as pentatricopeptide repeat-containing protein At5g39980, chloroplastic. Bases 508 to 2493 code for a protein of 661 amino acids. The record is from RefSeq and is a predicted model, not a curated record. The transcript has 2 exons. Lineage: Eukaryota; Viridiplantae; Streptophyta; Magnoliopsida; Fabales; Fabaceae. Gene Ontology annotation, molecular function: protein binding.